Messenger RNA from Ylistrum balloti, 4811 nucleotides. Its product is annotated as guanine deaminase-like. The transcript is spliced from 16 exons. Gene Ontology annotation, biological process: guanine catabolic process. Lineage: Eukaryota; Metazoa; Mollusca; Bivalvia; Pectinida; Pectinidae. Gene Ontology annotation, molecular function: guanine deaminase activity; zinc ion binding. Bases 2803 to 4176 code for a protein of 457 amino acids. Gene Ontology annotation, cellular component: cytosol. The record is from RefSeq and is a predicted model, not a curated record.
UCCAAUGCAGAACACAUCGAGGAGAAGAUGGGUUGUUUUGAUUGCGUGUUUUUUAAACAUGUUUUUAUGUUCUGGUUUCCCGUACAACAUGUCGGUGUUGAAUACAGAAUUUCUACGAGCAUUUGGAAAAAGCAAAGCUGAGACAGCACUCGUACAGUCCGUUACAGCAGGGAUGCUACUAAAUGCAGGAUUUCCAUGUGGACAGUUUGUCAACAAAUUUGGAGUUCGAAAAAUGGGUAUAUGUGCUGGUUUCCUGGCUUCAAUUGGCCUGAUCCUUUCAUUCUUAGCAACAAGCAUUCCGUAUCUAAUUACCUCUGUUGGAGUUGUUACAGGAUUUGGACUUUCUCUUGGAUUUGUAUCCAUAACGACAUCUGUUGGUGAACAUUUUCAUGGAAAAGCAAGAUUUGUGGCCUUGUCGUUUGUGAGUUCCGGUUCCGGCUGUGGUGCAAUGGUAUUCCCUUUCCUGUUGGAUUAUUUAAUUAAGAUGUAUGGAUGGAGGGGGUGUCUUCUCAUUGUGGGAGGACUUAUGGCAAACAUGAUUUGCUUCACCGCUAUUUGUAAACCACCAUCACCUAGCAUACAACAAAAUUUCCCCAGAUUAUUGGUUAAUGAUGAUAUAAACUCCAGUCAACAAACGCCACACAAUCAACAAAUCGUAUGCAGUUAUGAAAACAAGACUUUUACUGUAAACAACACAAGCUAUGUUACGCCUAAUCAAGAACAUUCCUUUAUAGCCAAGUUAAAAGUAUUGACAGGAAACUACACUUUUAUUCUAUUUAUUGUUGCAGUGUGUUGUACACUUCCGGCAUACGAUGCUACUUUGAUUUAUUUGAUAGAAUUCCUGAAAACGAAAUCCUUUGCUGACAAAGACGCUUUGUUGUUAUAUUUCUUCAUGAAUGUAGGCAACACGACGGGUAGACUAGUUCCCGGACUGUGUAAGCACAUACCGCACAUGGGUGCUCUGAUCAUACCCGCGCUGUUUACUAGUCUCAGUUGUUUGUCAGUCGUCGGUCUCUUAGAGGCAUCUUCCUACUAUCAACACGUACUUCUUAUGUGCUGUUUCGGAGUGUCGAUGGGAGGAAAUGUGACGGUGUUGUCUAUGACCACCAUGAAACUUGUGGGACUCGCAAAUUAUUCCGUCGGUGUUGGGAUUCUGAUGACCCUUGUUGGUCUUUGUUGCAUGUGUUCUGGAGCCAUUUCAGGUGGGUUGUUCGACAUCACGGGAUCUUACAUGGCUUCGUUUUACGGCGUUGCAGCCUGUCAUGGCGUGGCUGUAUUUCUGUACAUCAUUGCCGCAUCCAUGCGUAAAUACAAGGCAGCAAACACAAAAGAGUAUCCAAGCAGUGCUAAUGGCGAGCUUCUAUAACAUCAAUCAUGAUUGUACAACUGUUGUGCUGGGAAUGGUCCCUCUCCGAUGUCCAGAAUGAGCUGCUCCAUCCCGUUCGGUAUCUUCUAGGAAUUGGAUGUCGAACUGAAUCGUAAUCGUGUAACACAAAUUUCAUCGAUAUAUUAAGUGGUUGCUGCAAACUGGACAUAGCUGCACAGGAUCAGCGCUUGGUUUACAGGUCAAAGGUUACACUAUGUAGUGUUUAUCAUUAUUCUCGACAUUAUAACUACUUGCUAUGGGUAUCCAACCAAAUGCAGCAUUUGUACGCGUGAUAACCAUAAAUCGUCAUGGAUAUACAUAUAUACCAGUGGAAACUAUCGUCAAACAUUUUUGCAUUUUUAUAAAUCUACAAAAAAGGUCUUGAAUCCCCUAUGAGAUAAAGUGUACUUCAUUUUCUACACAGAUUCAAGUCAUUUAAAAUUUACAUCACAAACGCUUCUCUUCUAAGCUAACCGGUAAUAAGUAUGUAUAAGAUUAUGCAUUUAGUGUAUAAAAUAUGCAAUCUGUGUUUUUAAAUAAAUAAAAAUCAUUGCUAGCCGGAAUGUUCAACGUAGGAUGUAGAUGCAGCAGCAUUGACAUGCAUGUCGCAAAACACAAACUGUAUACAGCUACGUCAUCAUGAAUUUAUCGACUGUUUUCUCAACAGUACAUAAGCAACUAACCUUAUUUAUUGUGUAUGUACAUGUAGCUUGCUACUUAAAGAAAAAAAUAUUCGAUAAGCUCUGGUGUUUUCAAUUGUAAACCAAAAACUGAAACUUCUGUGUCGUUUGGUCAAAAUUUGGCCAAAAUAUAUAGAUAUCGUCCGAUUCUAAUGGUAAUUGAUAUGUAAGUAUGCUUUCACAUAAAAAACUAAAUGUUGACAUUUGUUUUCUAAUUAGACAAGAUGGCCGCCACAUAACGACUUCUGUCUGAUUUUUGGAAGUUUAGAUGUCAGAACUCAAAACAAAUGGUGUAUAGGUAUUGUCUGAUAUCAGGAACAAAGUUAUUAAAUCUACUUGCUGAUUUUACAAGAUGGCCGCCGAAAGGAGACUCUGAUCUGAUUGGUUGAAAUUGACAUAUUGUCCGAUUUUGGUACAUAGCUUUUGUCAGACACAACAAACACACCGAUGAUGUUCUUUGUCUUUUUGGACAAAAUGCUUGCCAUACCGAUAUAAUGAAGGUGGCGAAAUUUAAAUAUUGUUCUUUAUUUUUUGACACUACGUACAUCAAUUACGACUGGGUAAUGUAUUGGGACAUAUGUAACGAGUCCCGUACAGUUAGUACUCGUUGAACGAUUGAGAGUAUGCAGGUUGCACGUGUUCCACAUUGAUGUACGACUUAAAUGUCAAGUUUAGUACAAGUGUGCUACAUCCGUUAUAUAGACGACCCUCGUCCAAGUUCAAGCUUAUUUCGGGGAUUGAAGGAGAUUUUAAAAUAUGUCCGAAACUUUGUUAGAAUCUUCGUUUGCUAUCAGCGGAACAUUUAUCCACUCAACGAUAACCUCGCCUCUGGUGAUUUUAAGUGAUCAUUGCAUCGGAGUGAUAUCGGGAAAGAUAGUUUUUAUACAGAAGAAUGACAACAAAAUAAAUGACGUAUUGGAGAAAUAUAACAUUGACGUGGGUAACAUAAUAUGCCUAAAAGGAUUACAGUUCGUGAUCCCUGGAUUCGUCGAUACUCACAUCCACGCACCUCAGUACUCAAACUGUGGCAAAUGUCUGGAUGAAGACAUGCUGUCAUGGCUUCACAAAUACACAUUUCCCACUGAAGCAAAAUUCGCCGAUCUUGAUUUUGCCACGAAACAAUACUGGAAGGUCGUGUCUCGAGUGGUUAAAAAUGGAACAACCACUGCUAGUUACUUUGGAACGAUUCACACAAACUCUACGUUGAAACUCUGUGACGUCAUACAAAGUAUUGGACAGAGAGGCAUUGUCGGCAAAGUCAACAUGAACCGGAACUCACCUGACUAUUAUAAAGAAAACACUACAAUAUCUGUCCAGGAAACCAAGCGAUACGUACAAGAGGUUGUCAUGAGAAAGUAUACACUCAUCAGACCAUGUAUCACCCCGAGAUAUGCUGGAAACUGCUGUAUGGGUUUAAUGAAGCAACUCGGACAAAUUGCCCGAAGUAAUGAAAUUCACGUACAGACCCACAUAGCUGAGACGACAGAGGAGUGCGACAUGGUCAGGAAGCAUUUCCCAGAAAAUGAGUCCUAUCUAGAUAUUUACAACGAGGCUGGUUUGCUUACUCGGAAGACAGUUCUCGCGCAUGGGAUAUAUCUGACGCCAGAAGAUCGCAAACUAAUCAGGGAGCGGAACUGUGGCAUAUCACACUGUCCAAAUUCCAACAUAUCAAUACGCAGCGGUAUGCUUGAUGUGAGGGCAUGUCUCGAUGACAAUAUAAGUGUUGGUUUGGGCACUGACAUUUCUGGAGGUUACAGUCCAUCAAUAUUGGAUGCAAUGAGGACGGCCAUUUUUACCUCAAACACGAUCGCUUUGCAUAAGGGUCCUAACUAUAAGCCGCUUGAUUAUCAGGACGUUUUUCGACUUGCAACUUUAGGAGGUGCCAAAGUUUUAGAUAUGGAAGAUCACAUAGGUAACUUUGAGGUCGGGAAGGCGUUUGACGCCCUACUUGUUGAUCCAUGUGUUGACGGAGGACCAAUCGAUGUUUUUAGAGAGGACACCAUGGAAGACAUCAUUCAGAAAUUUAUAUUUCUCGGUGAUGACCGAAACAUCCUGAGCGUGUUCGUUGCCGGAAACGACAUCUUAGAAAAUUUUGUUAGGCAAAUCAGCUCACCAAAUGAUGGAAUAUGACUUUUUUUUUUUUUAACUUGAUACUGAACUUUUAUGGUUUGUGACUGUACGAAUCGGUUGUACAACACGGAUGGAAUGUAGCAGUCUGAUAACCAAGGUUGUUUUAGUCCUACGAGCACAUAUAAGCGAUCUUGUACAUAUAUCCGUAUCAGCAUGAAAAAAUAUGACUUGUCGGAGUUGUCAAACUGCAAAUGACCUUUAUAACCUAUCUUGAUGGUUACCAUGACAAUUUCAUUUACGGCGCUAUUUUGCGGUCAUAUGGUGACAGCGACAAUCCUGAUUGGUCUAAGAAUCGCCGAAAUAAGUGAUAAGAACAGAGGCUGAACCUGAAACUGGGAGCUAUGUACCAAAAUCGCAAUGUUAAAUGGUGAAAAUAGAUUACAGUGUUCAGAGUGGUAUUCAGGUUACUCUCCUUGGUAAAUUUUAAUCCAUCUCUAACCACUCCAUUAAAAUAGUAAGAUCAAAACAACAGUCGUGCAACUGUUAUUACGAUCAUGAGACUGGUUACACGUCAGUUGCUGAAUGUUAAAUGUACCUUAAAUUACAAUACAGAUUGUUGAUCAAAAAUAUGUGGUGGCAAGAAAGGAUUGAUUUGAAAUAAAACGUUGGAAACUGCAAAGCUUGACUAACAUGAA